GCCCUUUGACCUCUUCCCUCACGAAGGAAGUCGGGUGGGGGCGUGUGCGGACGAUCUCCUGAGUUAGCGCGGUUCCUGCUCCCGGCCUGGCGUGCGCAGGUGUGAUCUCCAACAUCAUGGAAGCAGGGAAAAGCUCUCCAAAGUCCCCAGUCAGGAGAAAGCGGAAGCGAUCUCAGCGGCUCCUCAGCCGUGCGGCUGUUCCCCUGGAGUUCUACCGCUGCAACAUCUGCAAGAAGGACAUCAAGCACCUCUCCAACUUCCAGGAGCACCAGCGCAUCCACACAGGCGAGCGGCCCUACCACUGUGAGACCUGCCAGAAGAAGUUUAUCCGCUGCGCUGACCUCAUUAAGCACCGCCUGGUCCACUCGGACAGUAGGCCCCACUGCUGCGAUGCCUGUGGCAAGCACUUCAAGCUGGCUGGGGACCUGGCCAAGCACAGCAAGGUCCAUUCGGACGAGGCGCCCUUCCAGUGCGACGUGUGCGCCAAGCGCUUCAAGCGCACGUCCUGCCUCAUCAAGCAUCUCCGCAUCCACACCGAGGAGAAGCCUUUCAAGUGUUCCCAGUGCAGCAAGAGGUUCAAAUGGGAAGCCUCCGUCAAGGAGCAUCAGCGCAUCCACACAGGCGAGAGGCCUUUCAAGUGCGAGCGCUGCCCCAAGAGCUUCACCCACUUCUCCACCUUCCUGCAGCACAAGAGAACUCACCAGAACCAGAAGCAGUUCAGCUGCAAAUGCUGCUCCAAGUCCUUUAACCACAAGUCCAACCUACUGAAGCACCAGCGCACGGUCCAUGGCUAGGAGCGUGCACAGUCUUGGGUCCUGCUUCCGUGCAGCUGUGAUCAGUCUAACUUGCUUAGGCUGCCCCAGUCUUGGAGUCUGCCCAUACUCUGAGCGAGGCUGCGAAUGUGCUGAAACCCAGCACAAAAGCUGGGCCUUACGGAAGGGAGGCAGAACCUUGAGUAUGUGUGAUAAGGAGCCUGGGGUUUGGAGCAGCUCCAGCGCCAUGCUGGUUAUAGUGGUCCCUGAUGACCGGGAAGCUGCGGGCAGUGGCUGUGCACAGAUGAUAUUGGUACAGCGGUACUGGUGCAGGAGCUGCUAUCAGAUGGCUGGACUCUGGCUCACAGCCUGACCAAAGGUUCCCUUGUGAUCCCGCUUCUUAAACACCCUGCAGGACUGUGACACUUGCUAAUUUAAUCCAGGACAGAGGUCUUCCGUGUUCCAAGCUCAGAUCUGAGCAGAGCGCUGCUUAGCCAUGCUGCCAUCUGUCCCACAGAUGCAGCUGGUCUUUCAUACACUACACUACAAACUGCAGGGGGCCUCUUCGCUUCUGCUGCCUCUGUUUAUCCCCCCAUCCCCCUCAUCUUGGUUUCAAUGCUGUAGGAAUGUGUCUAGUGCACCUGAGGUUUGGGUGAAGGGAAAAAGGGCUGAUAGGGCCUGGUGUUCCACCUCCUGGGGCGGGGGGCUUGUUUCUGACUGGAUGCAUCUGCAUUAUCAUGAUUCCAUGCACUCUUGAGACAAAUACCAAACAGAAUGGUUUCCAGGAAGCAGCUGCAUAGUCUGCUUGAUGGAGAGUGUUCUUGUGGCCACUCAGUUACUGUAAAUGCUGCCUGCAGCUGCUUUAAAUCAUGAGCCUGUCAACGUCAUGUUUCUUAUCACGCACCUACCUCAAUGUGGCAGCAGCGUCUUCUGGGUGGAAUUCUGUACCAUGUCCCUUAGAGGCUUUCGCUGUAAUCUGUCACUGUAGUUCAGUUAAGCUCAUCCACCUUACUGUGUUCUGCAGUGAUGGCCAGACCUUGCAAGUAAAGAAGGUCCCCACCUCCAAGAAUCUUUGAUCUAAUGCUUUAUUCUCCAGGGAGCGGGCGUUGGACCUCUACUUCCUGACAGAAGAAGGGCUGGAGAGCAAACUUGAGAGGAGUGUAUGUGAACCGCUGGAGAUUUUCCCUCUUUUCCCCCAACACGCCCACCUCCCAAGGAGGGACGGGCUCCAGCCCAAUGACAGCAUUUAACUGAGUAUUUUCUCGUGGUCACUAAUAAACAAGCUCAUAAAGUUA
Messenger RNA from Caretta caretta (loggerhead turtle), 2047 nucleotides. NCBI's taxonomy places the organism in Eukaryota, Metazoa, Chordata, Testudines, Cheloniidae. The record is from RefSeq and is a predicted model, not a curated record.